UGUGAGAGAAGCGGCAAAUACAGCAAUUCCAAUUACAAUCAAAUGGUUAUUAUAGACUAAAUAUGGCAUUUGACGAGCAAAUCAAAAGCUUUCGCACUUGGAUCACUAGUCUGGGUUGCCCACCAAGUGCUUUGCCCACCGAAGAUGCACUCAAAUCAAUCUUCAAGUCCGGUCACAGCCAACUAUUUAAGCAGCUGCAGUCACGCAUACAACCACGUCAGGUGGUGCAAGAGGUGCGGGAGAAUCUGCUCAUUGCAAAAGUGGCUCAAAUUGAGGGAAAAGUCGUGCCAAUCUGUGAGCGCAGCUUUCUGCCGCGGCAACUUCAAAUUCAUCUGAAAAUGAAAGAUCUGGAUAAGAAAAAGCAAAACGCAGAGCAACGUCUUGUGGACGCCAAAAAAUCGGUUGAUGAAGAAGCCGCUGCUAUCAAAACAAAGAAUAUUCAAAUAGUAAAGGCAAAACAGAAAAACGAACUGCAGAGAUCCCGCAUAAAUUUGCUAAAGCUGAAGCUGGAAUCUUUGAAUAAAAAUUACGAGGAAGAAUUACAAAACAAGAUGCUAAUUCAAUCCACAAUUCCAGUGAAGCUAAGCUGCAAAAAUGCCAGCGAGAAACUUGCAACUCAAGCUGUAAAGCAAGCACUCAAGGAGCUUGAAAACUUUUACAUAACUUGCAAUGAAGAUGAAAAUAACCCCCAUCAAUUGGAAGAGUCCAAGUCACGUCUGUGGACAGAGAUGCGUCAGAUAUUUGUGAAUACACCGAAUGUGAUGAUCUUCAAUGCCAUUAUGAAGAUCAAGGAUGAGCAACUGCAGCACAUGAUGAUGAUGAAUAAGAGUUCCUUAAAUGUGGACAGAUCUAACAGCGUUGAGUUGUCCAAGUUUGAUGUUAAGCUGCUAAAGACCCAGGCAGAUUUAAUGGGCAUCGUGGCCAAUUAUAUGUGUGCUCAGAAUGAGGUGAAACAGCUGGAGGAGAGCUAUGUUCGCAUCUAUGGCACAUUUGUGGAUGAGUUGCAAAAGAAAGUGAACAACUUUAAUGGCAUCAACAGCGAAGAAGAUGAAGAAAAGAGCGAGGAAAUCAUAUCCGAUUUUAUACUUCAAUAUAAUAUGCGUAAUUUCUAUAAAGCACGCAAUGAAUUCUUUGAGGAGCAGAUUGAAAAGUUGCAUUUGGAAAUGGAAACGGGCGCCAAGCAAUUGGAAAAUCACGAAAUGUUGCUGGCAUCGAUAAAACAAAUGUAUAACGACAUGAAUACCUCGAUUAAUCGCAUUCAACAGGAUGUAGUGCAGUUGUCACAGAUUAAAGAGAAGAUUCUCUAUUCGAAAAAUGUGCUCAAGAAUUUGCUGGAUGAUAUGCAUCAGACAAACAAGACGCAUAUGCUUAGCACUAAGCUCAAGGGUAACAUGUCACUAAUGGGCAUGGAGAGCUUCUGUCUGGCCAAUGACAGUGUCUUGUCCAGCACCAAACUGGACAUAGAUGCCAAUGCCACCAUUACCGGAAUGAAUAACACACUUGUUCGCAGCUAUGAUAAUGCCACACUCAUGAAUCCGGGCGCAACUGCCGUUGGACCGCCUUCUUUCCAGGUGCCCUGUCAUCUCCUCGAACUGAAUACUUUCUUGGAAACGUCAUUCGAAAAGUUCAGUUUCUUUCCACGCGCUUGCUCUUUUUUGCUUUUGGCCAAUCCGCUCAUCGUGGACUCACAGGAGCUGGCUUCCACCGUUCGACUGGUUCCUGGCCAUUUGCUAACACCCUUGGGCGCCCUACAGGAAGUACGUAAACGCAUUUUGUGGGCGUCGUCAAUUGCCGCACAUUCGACAGACUUGAAAUUGAAUUUGGAGCCGUUAAUUGUUGAUCCGCAUCAUUUGAAAAUGAAGGCACGUCGUCAGCACGAUAAAAUUGUCCAGUAUUUGGACAAUAUUGAGGCCUUGGGCGUUAAAACCCAACAUCGUUUGCAAAGGGCCGAACGCAUCUAUCAGUUUAUAUUGGAAAAUCCUUUACGUCAAUAUGUGCCACCCAAAAUAAAAGUUAAAAACGCUUCCUAUGCCGACUACGAAUCCGAGUUUAAGCUCUAUUAUCGCAUUGCCACUGCCGGCGGUUCUAUUAAAUCUUAAAUAAUAUUUAAUUAUGUCUUUAUAAAAUUGUUUAAUUAAAAAAUAAUGCAUUUUAAA
Molecule: messenger RNA, 2156 nt
Organism: Drosophila innubila
Lineage: Eukaryota; Metazoa; Arthropoda; Insecta; Diptera; Drosophilidae
Gene: dgt5
Product: augmin complex subunit dgt5
Exons: 5
Coding region: 63-2099 (678 amino acids)
Source: RefSeq, a predicted model, not a curated record